Molecule: messenger RNA, 3745 nt
Organism: Seriola dumerili (greater amberjack)
Lineage: Eukaryota; Metazoa; Chordata; Actinopteri; Carangiformes; Carangidae
Product: interferon-induced very large GTPase 1-like
Exons: 1
Coding region: 91-3723 (1210 amino acids)
Molecular function (GO): GTP binding
Source: RefSeq, a predicted model, not a curated record
CCAGCAGAUUUUCUUAAAAUAGGUCCACCAGUGAAACAGGACCAUGAAACAUCUGAGGAAGAUCUAGCUCAUACUUUUCUUCAGAGGUUGAUGAUGUUAGACUACAGAGCCAGAUAUAUUCCUGUAAGACAAGACAGUGCUGAGGUGAGCCACUCAAAUCCUGUUGCAGAGCUUGAUUCUUCAAACAUAAAAGAAAGUGUUUUAGGUUUUUUUAGCACCAACGUUGACUGUGAUCAAUCAGAUCAGACUCAUGUUCAUCCAAUGGACGUUCAAAUGGCAGUAUUUCACUGCUCAGACAGCUUCCUUAAGCAGAACAUGAUGACAAAGCUGUCACAGUGUCAGUACGCCUUACCUUUGCUUGUUCCUGACCCAGUCACACUGGAUGUUGAGUGUCCUCUGUGGACAUUCAGACAAAUAAGAAAAACCUGGAAGACAACUCAAAUCAAGGGUGAUUCAAACAUUGUCACCAUGAAGAGUUCACCCAUCUGCAAAGCUGAGACACCCAUGGUGUCAUUUUUCCGCCUGGGUUCACUGUCAGUGUCUAAAUCUCAGCUGAUGAACACUUUGAUCAACGAGCGUCACAACACCUUCUUCCACAGAAACUGCCCAGGUAGCACCAGAUCUCGCCUUUUGAUGGAUGGUGUGGCAGAGAUUGCCUGGUACUGUCCUGCUGGAAAACCCAACGAUGCCUUCACUGACUGCACUGCCUUCUGUAAUCUUCAUGGUGAUGCUCUGUCGAUUGAAAAACAGCUUAAGAUACUGACUGAAAAAUCUUCAGUCAAUGUUGUUCUGUUACCAACUCUGAAAAAAGGUGACAAAAGUAAUGAAGUUAUCUCAGAUCUUGUGAAGUCUCCAAAGCCUCUGAUUUGUCUCAUUACUGAUAAUGAUCGUGUUGCAGUUCAGAUGAAAAAGGGAAAAUAUAAAAUGGGUCUAAAAGACAGAAGCCAGUCAGAUGUUUCUGAAGAACUGAAAAGGAUCAUUAGAGAGAUCUUGUCUGGAUCACAAACAUCUUUCCAGCUUGAAACCAUGGCCGAGGUCUCUGGGAUCAGAGUGGAUGAAGAAGACACAGUCUGCCAAAAAGGAAAAUCUGCUGCUAUGGAAACAGUGAAUUUACUUCAGGGGAUGGAAAUUUCAGAAAUCAAAGAUAAGUUCCUCCCUUGUCAUGGCCGACUGUGGCAUGAGUGGUGCAGAAUAAAGAAAGAACUGUAUCACCUCAAAGGAAACGUUGAGAAGGACAAAAGUGAAAAGCAACAGGAACUGAUGAAAAUACGAGAAAAACAACAUGAUGCUUCCUGUAGUGAACUGGUGAAGUUGUUCAUUGAAAGUCUCUCAUCUUUGCCAUCAACAGACAAAGAGUAUUUCCUGAAAUGGACUCAGAUCUUAAUAGACGCCCUCUCCACAGACGAUCUCACGUCAAUUCUCCAAAGCUAUGAUGAGAAGUGGUCUGAGGUCUUGGCUCUGAAGAAGAAACGUGACAAAUCUGAUCUGUUAAAAAGAAAACAAACUGAGCUUGAACAAAUAUCAACAAAACUACAAUCAGCAACUUUUGGCUUGGAGCACAUCUUUAGAGAAAUGGGGCAGAUCUAUGAAGCCCAUAAAUCUCUACAGAGACAAACAAAGAGGGGUCAGACUGACUGGUCUAAAUACCCUGAGCUGGCUGCAGAGCUGAUAAUAUCAGGACAUCCCAUGGAGCUGAUGGAUGGUGAUGCAGGUCAUGUGCCUUUGACAUGGAUCUCUAGUCUUUUAGAGGAAGUCAUCAAGAGACUGGGUGACCAGAGAGUGUUUGUGUUGUCAGUUUUGGGCUUACAAAGCAGUGGAAAAUCAACAAUGCUGAAUGCCAUGUUUGGGUUGCAGUUUGCAGUGAGUGCUGGCAGAUGCACCAAGGGUGCCUUCAUGCAGCUGAUCAAAGUGUCAGAGGAGAUGAAGAGAGACUUUAAGUUUGACUAUGUGCUGGUGGUGGACACUGAAGGACUGCGUGCUCUUGAAUUAGCAGGUAACGCCGCUCUUAACCACGACAAUGAACUGGCAACAUUUGUUGUUGGUCUGGGAAACAUGACAUUGAUCAACAUCUUUGGAGAGAAUCCAGCUGAGAUGCAAGAUGUUCUGCAGAUUGUUGUUCAGGCUUUCAUGAGGAUGAAGAAAGUCAAACUUUCUCCAAGUUGUGUGUUUGUUCACCAGAAUGUGACAGAUAUUUCAGCUGCAGAGAAAAACAUGGAGGGAAAGAGACGCCUGCAAGAAAAACUGGACCAGAUGACCCAACUAGCUGCCAAAGAGGAGGUUUGUGAUGCAGAGUGUUUCAGUGACAUCAUUGCAUUUGAUGUGCAAAAAGAUGUGAAAUACUUUGCCCAGCUUUGGGAGGGAAGUCCACCUAUGGCUCCUCCAAAUCCAGGUUAUAGUGAGAGCAUCCAAGAGCUGAAGAACUUCAUCCUCUCUAAAGCUUCACAGUCUGAUGGGAUUACUCUGUCACAGUUCAAAAGCAAAAUUCACGACCUGUGGGAUGACCUGUUGAACGAAAACUUUGUUUUCAGUUUCAAAAACACACUUGAAAUUGCAGUGUACAGAAACCUUGAGGUUCAGUACGGGAACUGGACCUGGGCUCUGAGGAGCAACAUGUUGACCAUUGAAAACCAGCUGUACAACAGAAUUGAAAAUGGAGAUCUUGACAAGGUUGAGCUCAGUUAUCUUUCUAAAGAAAUGAGCAAAACAUAUGGAGAAAUCCAAAAAGAAAUGUCAAAGCACUUUGAUGAUGACAGAGACAAAGAAAUCUUGGUUCAGUGGCGAGGCACAUUUGAAAACAAAAUCAAGGAGUUUCAUGAAGAACAGGUGAGAGGAGUGAAAAGAAAACUGGAUGAAGUUAUCCAGCAGAAGAAGGCUUGUAAAAAGCUUGAUGAUCAGAAGACAGAGUUUGAGAACAAGCUGCUACAGAAGAGCAAAGAGCUCGCUCAUCAGUUAAAACACAAGACACAAGAUGAAAAGAAACUUAAACACCAGUUUGACUCUGUUUGGAGCGACUGGGUGAGAGAACUAACUGCAGAUACAAAACCUAUUGAAGACAUCAACUUGGAGAAAGAUCAGUCAACUAUCCUUCAAGAGCUUGGUUUUGAAUGGGAUCUUAUUAAUGAUUCCAAAAACAGUGGCAGAUACAAAAACAUAUCAGGGGUUCGUGAUUACUUUCAUUAUGUGACACUAACCAAGUAUCAGGAGCGUAGUGACAAAAGCCAACAGUCUCAAGAGAGGGAAAAGUUCAAAAGAGAAAAGGAGAAACUUAGACAAUUCGGUGACUUUGUUUCAGAAACAACUAUAAAGGUAAUAAGUUACAUUAAGGGGAUUUUUCAGCAAGAAGAUCAACAACUGAUCAGAUCCCUGAUUAACAAUCUUGAAAAACAGUCACUUGAUACAAUCAAGAACAAACCUGUAGCUACAAGAGGCUACAGUCCAACUUAUUUGCAAGAAGUUGCCAAAAAUGUCAAAGAGAAAGUGAAAGAAUUUGAAUCAGAGAGGAAAUAUGCUCUGAAGAAGAAGUUUACAGUUGAUCUCUUACUGUAUGUGUUUGACAGAGCAGGGACUUGGCUUUCAGAGUCCCACGAGAAAUUCAACAAGAAGAAUGAUGUACGUACUCAUCUAGAAAGCAAGAGGGAUCCAUAUUACAACAUUUUCAGAAGCUUCUGUGAAGGAAACUCUUCUGCUGUUGUACUCGGAGAACUCAAGAAAAAAACUGCGUGAUAGAGAAAACAAUUGAACCAGC